CGGACACUCCUGCUUUUGAGGGUUAGAGCCACUGCCACACCCACUGCUACCGUCCGCAGCCGUAGACGCCGGCCAGUGAUAGACGACCGGGCCGAUCCGAUGUGGAUUGUGGAUCCUAUCACGGCGCUGUAUGCGAUCGGCCUUGUACUUGCCCCAUGUCCUGCUCACCGCGGCUGUCCAUUCAAGCCUGCAGUCGCCGUCAAUAUCACUUUUGCAUCAACAGGCACAGCCUGCCGAGCUGGAACCCGCAGCCAACCCUGAACAUAGUGUCCCGGUCGAUGGCCGUGGCCAUACGUGUCCAUGUUCAUGCCCAUGUUCGUGGCCGCCUCCGUCGUGUUGUCCUGCCGUACUCAUGCAACGGCCCUGCAUCCAUCCCAAGGCUGCAUUGGCUUUUCCCGGCGCCAUUCUGCCGCCGCAUCUCGAUAACGGUGGUUUGCAUGGCGGCGUGCCGCACCGACAAAGCACCCGGCAGAAUCCAAGAGCCCCCACCGUCGUGCACCGGAGACGGCCGUUCGUCUUUCGGGUGCGGAAGCGUUCUCUUUCCCGGGACAAUACCCACAGCCGUAUGAAAGUGUCGGCGACCCAUGAGCGGGGUCCAGCGAGCCCAAGGGACCGCCAACAACACAAGACUACCAGCUUGCGACCCAACCGUCCUGUCGAGACCCUUCGGAGCAUGGCCCUUGGCCCCGCCUUGCCCUGGCACCCGCCGCCUGGCGUCGCUCGAAUCCGGGCCGCCGAUGGCAUCUUUGGCUCGGCCUCCACUGCUCCCGCCGACACAGGGCUGGAAUGCAGGACAGCCACUUUCCUCGCCGGCCUUCCUCGCCGGCCUUCCUCGCCGGCCUUCCUUUCGUCUCCAUCCAUCGCUUGCAGGCUCCCUCGCUCAUCGCAAGCCCGUUGCUCCCUCCUCUCUGACAUUGCUUGAGACCCAUCCCUGCCCCUAACACCUCCCCGGGGCAUAAUUAGGCAGCGCGAGCCACCUCAGUCUGCUCGGGGCUGAUUUCUUGCCGCCUGCAUACCGUCUAUCUGAAUCUAUCUGU
Molecule: messenger RNA, 1037 nt
Organism: Polychytrium aggregatum
Lineage: Eukaryota; Fungi; Chytridiomycota; Chytridiomycetes; Polychytriales
Exons: 1
Coding region: 131-922 (263 amino acids)
Source: RefSeq, a predicted model, not a curated record